AUGUUACAAUCCCCGUCAUCUUCCGCCCCAGCUACAGUAGCUGUAGCCGAAGGGGUCGAUAAGACAAGAAGAUUGCGCCGAAAGAGAAAGGCAGAGACACAAGAUAAUGAACGUCUUUCUAAACGCUUGAGUCUCCUUAAUCUGGAACGGAGCGGAAACAAGUUAUACGUCCCUGUCGAGCAACCAGCAACAACCCCAAUUUCUUCUGCUGCUCCAGUUCCUACCUCUUCAAAUGCUGUUUCGAAUCCAGUGCCCGAUGAGACCAUGCAAUUAGACGAUUCGAAACAUAAAGUAUACAUCUACAACAUUGAUGACGAGCUCUCCUCCGAUAGCGAAAGCGAUGACCCGGGCAAGCUCGUCUUCUUACCAGAUAUCGAGAAGCACCUGCGCGCGAAUCGCAUCCCCCCAUCGGUACUAGCCAACAGCGAGGGAGAACUAGCCGGCAUGCAGGUAGUGCUGUAUAGUGAUCCCAAGUCGUUGACGGUGCCAGAGGACAAAGAUAGUGUGCGCAAGGCCAUCAUCGAGUCGAGAAAUCGCACAAGAGAGCUACAGCGGCUAGAAAGGGAGGGUAAGACGGAGCCCCCAACGAUACAAGACGCCACAUUGAGUACUGGUAUUGCCACGAGUACAGACGACGACCCAGACGCGAUGGACUUGGACUAG
Molecule: messenger RNA, 663 nt
Organism: Fusarium proliferatum ET1
Lineage: Eukaryota; Fungi; Ascomycota; Sordariomycetes; Hypocreales; Nectriaceae
Exons: 2
Coding region: 1-663 (220 amino acids)
Source: RefSeq, a predicted model, not a curated record